CCUUAGUUUCAUCCGGGCAAGUAAUAUGGCUGCCUCCAUAUGUGGUUGACGUUGGCACAACUGUCAUCGACCGAAGUGACUGACAGAGAUUGAUUUAUUCAUAACUCAGGUUUAAGAUGUAUACAUUACUGUCGGGUCUGUGGAAAUACAUGUUUCAAAAAGAUGAAUAUAAUGUUUCAAUUUUGGGACUUGACAAUGCAGGAAAAAGUACAUACUUGGAGCAAACAAAGACAAAGUUCACCAAAAAUUACAAAGGACUGUCUUUGUCUAAAAUCACAACAACAGUGGGUCUCAAUAUUGGAAAAAUCGAUAUUGGUCAUGUUCGUCUGAACUUCUGGGACUUGGGUGGACAAGAGGAGUUACAGUCAUUGUGGGAUAAGUACUAUGCAGAGUCACAUGCUGUAAUCUAUAUUAUUGACUCCUCCGACCUUGAAAGAAUUGAUGAAUCUAAAGAAGCCUUCGAUAAAAUGGUGAUCAACGAUGCCCUAAAAGAAGUGCCAAUACUUGUUCUGGCAAAUAAGCAGGAUUUGGAAGGCUGUAUGCGGGUGAUAGAGGUGAAAAAAGUGUUCAACACAAGUGCUCCGCUCAUUGGUCACAGAGACUGUAAAAUGCUGGGCACAUCGGCCCUCAAAGGUGAUGGAGUACAUGAAGGUAUUGAGUGGCUGACCGAUUGUAUCAAAAGGAACUCUAUGAACAGGCCUCCGCUUCAAAGAGAUAUAACUUGAUCACAUUGUUUUAACACAAUGUCAUGACAGCAUGUACAGACAUCAGCCAUAUAGGUCACUACUCCCACAAAAUCGCUGUGAUCAUGUGAGCGAAUUGACUAACAGGAAAUGAGGCAAACAUGAUGGAGCCUUCCUGGUUUCAAUGUCUCGCAAGGAAUUUAUCAAGUUUCACGAUUCAUUUAGAGGUGGGAUGAGUCGUAUCAUAAAGCUUGGGUUGUUUAUUUAUUUGUACUAUAGUGUAUUCUGGUGCUAUUUGUACAGUUUUUUGAAGCUUUGAACGAAAGGGGAGAUAACUGCGGCUGAAUCAAGUCUCGUGUGUCACUCUUCUGUCUUUAUUUAUAGACAAAUCUUGAUGAAACAUAAGGCAUGUACAAAUUAAACUCAACAAUUUUGAAUUUCAGAAUUGUAUAUUAUUUUUUAAGCAUAAUUUUUGCUUAUUGUUCAUUUUUUCAUACAAAAGUUUUCCACAAAAGGACAAAUGUAAAAUUGAAUCAAGAUUAUUGUAACAGAUAACUUAAGUAGAACUGAUUUCUAUUGUCAAAUUUACAUUAAAGAACAUGAAUGUAACAUACUCACAGGAGCAGGUCAGUUCUUAUGGUCACCGUAAACCGUUCUCAACCAGAACUCAUCGAGUGUAGGAAAUCAGUUCCCCAGAUCUAGAAUCCUCCGGGGAGAAAGAAGUUUUUUAAGAGUAAGUCUAUUUCUUAAAAUGUUAUUUAUCAUUCAAUUCACAUCAAAUAGUAGUCCUUAUUUUUCAUCUUAAUUGUAUCCUGAAGUGGUUUUGUAUGUUACUUGUGAAUGUAAACCUUUUUUGCUGUAAAUAUAUUGAAUUUUACUUCAUAUGCCUUUCUCAAUGUUCAAGUAAAGAGUAUUUGUGUUACAUUUACAUAUAAAUUAUACAAUUUACCUACAUUUAUUUGUUUCUUGUACAUGGGACCAUAAGUUUCUUGCAUUAGAAAAUAUAAACAAAAGAAUACUUUGUAUUCAGUAUAUUUCAUGUGUAAUUGUUAACAGUAUACAUUUUUAUAUAGUUUAUUUAAGCAGUGGGCUUCCAUCAAAAUAUUGACUUGCCAAAGUAGAACACUGAUGAAGUACCGAUAUCUACUUGAAAACAUAUCAAUUCUAAAAAAUGAAAAUUGAAAUAUGGGUUCAAAGAUUGUUUGAUUUCCAAGUUUUAAAAACCUUUUGGCAUUUUUUCUAUAGAACAUGAGGUUAAUGAUUUGAAACAAGGCAAUCAUUUGUGGGCUCACCAUAGACCUGACACCUCUUUGUGGCAUUGGGCUGAAAGCGUUGUGUAUUGGCAUAGCUAUUUUAUAUGAUUUCAUCAGAUAUCAAGUAGUAAUCCAUUGUAUGGUCACCAUGGUGUAGUAAUGUGGUACACGUACAUGUAUUUGCAAUCCUCACCAAAUAGGGACAAUACAUGUGUAGUCUUUACCAGAUCGGUAAUACAAUGCUUCAGAAUUUCAUACAUGCACAUGCGUUAGUCAUUUUCCAACAAACCAUGCAUGUUCCUUAAUUUAAUUAUUUAGAUGAUCUAGGUCAUAUUGCCCUAUAGGCACUGAAUAAUAUAUGACAGUACCGUAUCUAUCUGGUUAUAAGCCCACCCAUACAUAUUGCAGUUCAGUAGAAAUGCUUACAAAUUAUAUUUAUCAUUGUCCUCCCCACCUCCUUACUUUGAGGCAGAGUUUAUAUGUAACACCCCUGGGCAUUUCGGAGGAUAAAUACAGUAUAUAGUCAACGUAUGUUUGUCUAUUGUGGUGAAAUAUUGAACUUGGGGGCUUAAAAUACUAGAAAAAAUAAUCAACUCGGGCCAAGUCUGCUAUUUUUCUAUAAUUUCCUCAUCUUCAUUAUAUAUUCGAUUGUAUUUCCACCAUAUUGAUUAUUUCUUAGACAAUAAUUAUAAGUUUAUCAGUGGUCAUCUAUAAAAUACAAUCUUGGUUGUUUUGAUCUGUAUAUAGUUUCUGUUACUGCCUCUUAGAGAACUGCUGUGUUAUAAUUAUGUGACAGCAUCUAUUCUUUCUACUUUAAUAUAUCUAGUGUUUGAACUUUUUUUGAAAUAAAAUAUUGUGGAAGUUUUUAAUUCACAGUAUCAUGUACUGUAUUCAAAUUUGGGACUUAUGAAUGAUUCUAAACAACCUUGAGAUCAGUGUAUAAAUUUGAAGAAAAACGUCACUUUUACAUCAUAAGAAAAUUAUUGUAUACAUGUCAGUAUUAUGUGUUCAGAUAUAAAUUGCUGUGAAAGCCUUAUGAAAGAAAUAAUAUUGUAUUUGUUCCUUGAUAAUAAAGGAAAUAUUAUUACAUUG
Molecule: messenger RNA, 3028 nt
Organism: Mizuhopecten yessoensis (Yesso scallop)
Lineage: Eukaryota; Metazoa; Mollusca; Bivalvia; Pectinida; Pectinidae
Product: ADP-ribosylation factor-related protein 1-like
Exons: 8
Coding region: 117-725 (202 amino acids)
Biological process (GO): protein localization to organelle; Golgi to plasma membrane protein transport; intracellular protein transport
Cellular component (GO): Golgi apparatus
Molecular function (GO): GTP binding; GTPase activity
Source: RefSeq, a predicted model, not a curated record